GCUCGGGAGCGCUCCGGGUCGCACCAUGCCAGGUCCUCGGAUGGUGCCGCCCGGAGCCCCCAGGCCAGUGCCCUCGUCCACCCGGGGGGCGGACCUACGCGCCGGGUAGCGCGGCAGCCCGGCGGGGCUCACCUGUUACUCGGCAGCUGCCCCGCGCACCCACGGAGUCCCCGGACCGCCGUUGGCCUCUGCCGCAGACAUGGACAAACUCAGGCUGCGCAGCCCCUGGGUGCCCUCCUGCCUCGGGCAGUCCUGCACACUGCAGGGCCGACGGACCAGGUCCUCGCCCUCGCUCUGGGACAGCGUGUUGCAGGAGCAGAAGAGCGAGCUGCGCAAGCGGCUGUCCUACACCACGCACAGGCUCCAGAAACUCGAGAGCGAGUUCGGCUCCACGCGCAGCUACCUGGAGGUCGAGCUGCGGCGCGCGCAGGAGGAGCUCGAGAAGGUCACUUUGAAGCUGCGCAGGUCAGGGAUUCAAAGCAACUACAUGUCGCUGCAGCGGAUCAACCGGGAGCUGGAGCAGAAGCUGUACCGCAUGGGCAAGCACUACGACGAGGAGAAGCGAGCUCUGAGCCACGAGAUCGUCGCUCUCAACAACCACCUGCUGGAGGCCAAGAUGACCAUCGACAAGCUGGCCGAGGACAACGAGCUCUAUAGGAAGGACUGCAAUCUAGCGGCCCAGCUGCUGCAGUGCAGCCAGACCUACGGCAGGGUCCAUAAGGUGUCCGAGCUGCCCGCGGAAUUCCAGGAGCGCUUGAGCCUGCACCUGGAGAAGCACGGCUGCAGCAUGCCGUCCUCGCACUGCCGCCCCGGCAGCGUGCCGCUCUGCGUCAUUGCCAAGGUGCUGGAGAAGCCGGAGCCCAGCAGCCUGUCCUCCCCCCUGUCGAUGUCGGUCUCGGUGUCGGAUGCCUCCACCCGAGACCUGGCCUUCCGCGAGGGGAUGCCCAAGUCGAGCCUGCUGCCCCCCUACAAGGAGGAUGCCUACUGCAGCGACUCGGCCCUCUUCUGCCCCGAGAGCCGCGACCGCGACCGGCGGCCCAGCGUGGACGCGGUCGCCAGCGACAUGAGCUUCCUGCAGACCCAGAAUUCCACCGACAGCGCCUGCGGGGAGGAGGAGGCCGGGGCGGCGGCCUACCCCGAGGCCUACCCCGAGGAGGAGUUCCGGCGCGAGGCCUUCCCCAGCUACACGGCCUCGCUGCCCACGUCCAGCUCCUACUCGAGCUUCAGCGCCACGUCGGAGGAGAGGGAGCACGGCGAGGCCAGCACCAUGACCGCCUCGCAGCGGGCCGUCUACCUGGAUGGCCGCGAGCAGCUCUUCCAGCGCCAGCCGGCCCCCACCUACCAGAGCAGCCGGCCCUAUGCCAAGGCCUCGGGGGCCCUGCUGGAAGCCCCGGUGCCCCCUGAGUUCGAGCUUGAGACGACCUUCCCCUCCUACCAGGCUGAGCCCUUCAGCCUCCAGGCCGUCCCCAAGACCCUGGUGUCUCCCAACCUGUGGAGCCUGCGGGCCAAGUCCCCGUCGUCCCGCAUGCCCCGGGGGGAGGCGCGCAGCCCGCGCGAGCAGUGGCGCCCCGUGCACGUGGAGGAGAUGGGGGCCCACGCCUUCCCGGUCCCCUCGCGGCGCCUCUCGCCCCGCAGCUUCUCCCAGCGCCACUACGCCAGCGUGGCGCAUGGCCGCGCCAGCCCCCUGUACGCCAGCUACAAGGCCGACAACUUCUCGGAGGACGACGACUUCUCCCAGGGCCACCUGGCCGAAUCCUGCUUCCUCGGGGCGUGCGGCUCUGCCAAGCCGAUGCCCAGCUACGCCGCCAGCGAAGAUGAUGGCGACAGGCCCCAGGGCCAGCUGUGCGGGGUGGCCAGCCCCGAGCCCGACAGCCUCUUCGGCUCCAGAGAUUCCUUCGAGCCCAGCUCCAUGGAGGGCUCCCCUGAAAUGCAUCCCGCGGCCCGCCGGAACCCCCAGGCAGCCUUCUCCCGGAGCCGGAGCUCCGGCCUCAGCCGCAAGGAUAGCCUCACCAAAGCCCAGCUCUACGGAACCCUGCUCAACUAAACGCCUGCCCGCAGGCCAAGGCCACGGCCAGGGGCACCCGCCGCCCACUGUGCAAUCUAGGGCGCUGCCCCACCUAUCUGGACACUUACCCCCCGGGCACUGCCCACAAUGACUCCUCUCCCUCUUACUGACCCCUCUCUGCCUCGAACUGACCCCUCUCCCUCGUACUGACCCCUCUCUGCCUCGAACUGACCCCUCUCCCUCUUACUGACCCCUCUCUGCCUCGAACUGACCCCUCUCCCUCGUACUGACCCCUCUCUGCCUCGAACUGACCCCUCUCCCUCGUACUGACCCCUCUCCCUCGUACUGACCCCUCUCCCUCUUACUGACCCCUCUGCCUCGUAGUGACUUCUCUGACUUGUAGCGUCUCUCUCCCCCUUGUAGUGGACCCUCUCCCA
Molecule: messenger RNA, 2442 nt
Organism: Myotis daubentonii (Daubenton's bat)
Lineage: Eukaryota; Metazoa; Chordata; Mammalia; Chiroptera; Vespertilionidae
Gene: BEGAIN
Product: brain enriched guanylate kinase associated
Cellular component (GO): synapse
Source: RefSeq, a predicted model, not a curated record